This is a messenger RNA of Caretta caretta (loggerhead turtle), 5072 nucleotides long. It is a transcript of the gene INCENP, whose product is annotated as inner centromere protein. NCBI's taxonomy places the organism in Eukaryota, Metazoa, Chordata, Testudines, Cheloniidae. The record is from RefSeq and is a predicted model, not a curated record. Gene Ontology annotation, cellular component: kinetochore; nucleus; meiotic spindle midzone. Gene Ontology annotation, biological process: mitotic cytokinesis; meiotic spindle midzone assembly; metaphase chromosome alignment.
GGCUCCGCAUCGUAGACUCUACUGGCUAGAAAGGCCUGCUUUAGUCUCUAUGAUGCAGGCCGCGUACGCCCCCCCUACCUCGUUUGACGCUAUGUGAUUGGGCAGGGAGGGUGUGACGACACGCGCGUCAGCUGACAGUUAGAUUUGAAAAUUGAGGCGGGUAGCGGCGCGGCGCGCGCCCGGAAAAGGAAGGUUUCUGCCACGGGCCUGGCCUGGGAGAGCGCCGGCUGCGGGCGGACGGAGCCAUGGAGGCGGCGUCGGGCCCCGCGCACCUACCCGCGGUCUGCAACCGCAAACUGGCCGAGUUCCUGCGGCAGGUGGACGCCAUCGACAUGGUCUGGCUGCGGGAGAUCCGCGAGGAGGCCGCCAAGAUGUUCAGCGGCAGCUGCAGCGAUGAGCCAGAGCUGAUGCCAAAAACACCAUCACAGAAAAAUCGUCCAAAGAGGCGACUUUCGAGUGUUCAGGAUGAGAACAAAGACCCAAUCCGGAAAAGGUUAUCAAGGAGGAGUAUUAAGCGAGCAUCUGCUAAGCGAUGUUCCAGAAGACUCCGAAGCAAAGAGGACCUGGAAAUAAUAAGGGCUGUGGUGGAAGAGGCCUCCCCGCCUCGAAGGGUGACAAGAUCUCGGGCUGUGGUAUCUGAUAUGCGCUCUGUGGCACUUCCUGAGAAGUCAGCUAUCCAGCCAGUGGAAGGAAGGGUCCCCUUAGUAGAUAUCAGUGUCAAUGAUCGCAAUAGUGCUGAGUUACAUCUGAAGAGAAGUCUGCCCAAGACAGAGGCCAAGGUCUCCAAAGUCAUUGUCCUGAGCUCAGAUGAUGACUCUCCCAAGAAAGCUGGGACGGUAGAACUGCAGCCUAUGUCUGCAGUCUCUGUGCUGUUGAUUCCUGAAACUACUAAGCCAAAAGGGGAAAGAGAAGGCCGGAGUGCAUCUAAAUUAAAAAUAGCAAAUACAGCCACUAGGAAAGCCACUGUAAAUAGGGAGCCUGCCGCUGAGGAGAUGGAAGAUAACCAAGGCUCAGUAAAGGAACUUUUCCAGGAUUUAAAGGAUGGCACGGGGACCCCUACAGGCUCCAAAUCAAGCCGUCACUCUGUUCGUCGAAGUCUGAUGUGCAGAUCCUCCAUGAGCUGCCGUACCUCAUUGGCAGAGAAGUACUCACUGGCCAGCAAAAGGGAAAGCAUGAUCCGGAAGUCUGUCAGCAGGACGAGGUCCAAGAGAAUUGCAGCUCGUCAAUCAUCUCUAGCCUCCAACUGCGUGAUCCGUCACAGCUCUGUGGAGAGCCUUAUGGAUGAAGAAAAAAACGUCAAAGUCAGGUCUGAGCUGGGAUCUACCAUCCCCUGUAAGGAGGGUCCCCAAAGCCCCAGGAUGUCCCUUCGUUCUAGGAAUGCCAAGACAGCCGUUGGCAACCUUGUCCAGGCAGAGCAGCAGGAGGGGAGUGGUACAGAGAGCCAGUCUGAUAAGAGCGAUGAGGCACAGGAACAACCCCAGAGUGUCAGGAGAAAGCCAAGUUACAAGAAAGCUGUGGAUGAGCUGUAUGAUGGGCAGCAAGCAGAGGAAGGCGGGCUCUCCCCUCCAAGAAAAAAGACUCCCUCACCACUCUGUCCAGCCAGCAAAGUUGUGCGUCCAUUUAAGACCUUUUUACACACUGUGCAGAAGAACCAGCUGCUGAUGACCCCAGGUUCGGUGGGGCAAAGUAGUAAAAAGAAAUCCUUCCUCAAACACAACACUCCCCUCCGAACCGAUCCCAAGGGUGAAUUUGUCGAGAAGGAGCGGCAGCGGCUGGAGAGCCUGAGGAAGAAACAGGAGGCCGAGCAACAGAGAAAACAAAAACUGGAGGAGGAAAAGAGACAGCGCCUAGAGGAGAUGAAACUGAAACGGGAAGCGCGUCUGCGCAAGGUGCUGCAGGCUCGGGAGCGGGUGGAGCAGCUAGAGGAGGAGAAGAAAAGGCGGAUUGAGCAGAAACUUGCACAGUUUGAUGAGAAGAGUGAGAAGGUGCGGGAGGAGAGGCUGGCAGAGGAAAAGGUAAAGAAGAAGGUAGCUGCCAAGAAGAUGGGAGAUGUUGAGGCCCGGCGCAGACAAGAAGAGGAGGCCCGAAAACAGAAAGCGCUGCAGCUGGAGGAGGAGGAGCGCCGACACAAGGAGCGAAUGCAGAAGAAGAGGGAGGAAGAAGAGCAAGAGCGAGCGAAGAAAAUUGCAGAGCAGAGACAGGCGGAACAAGAGAGGGAGAAGCAGCUGGCAGCAGAGAGAGAGCUUGAGAAGAAGAAGGAACAGGAGAGGAUUCAGGCAGAGAGAGAACGUGAGCGGCAAGAGAAGGAGAAGGCGGCUCGCCUGCAGAGGGAGCUAAUGGCAGCUAGAGAAAAGGAGCGGCUCCAAAAGGAGAUGGAAGAAAAAGAGAAGAAACGGCAGGAGGAGCAGCGUCUAGCAGAGCUGGAACGGCAGGAGCAAGAGAAGAAAGCCACAGCUGCUGCCAGUAACCAUCUGAAUGUAACUGUGGACGUGGAGAAUUCCCCUGUCUGUAACUCCUAUCAAAUGACCCCGCAAGGCCCAAAAGGGCCUAAACCCCCCACCAUCAAUCCCAAUAAUUACGGGAUGGAUCUGAACAGCGACGACUCUACGGACGACGAGAGCCAGCCCCGCAAGCCCAUCCCUGCCUGGGCCAAUGGGACUCAGCUUAGUCAAGCUGUCAUCCACCAGUACUAUAACCCUCCUGAUGUCACCAUGCUCUUUGGGGCCAUCAUAAGCCCUAAGCUGGAGAACAUUUUCUACAAGAACAAGCCGCGAUACUUUAAGCGCACCAGCUCUGCUGUCUGGAAUUCCCCACCUUUUCCAGGUGCCAAAGCUGUGCUAGGCCUGCCCUACAGCCUGAAAAAAUACUGAGGAUGGAGGAAUGUGUCUCCUAUGGAGUAGUGGGGUUUUAGUCUUUGUCUACGGAAGAAAAAGGAUUUUAUAAUAUCCAAUCUCUGUAAAUCUCUUAAUGUUUGUAGAUUAAUAAAGGUCAGAUGUUACUGGGGCUUUUCAUGUUUGUCGCACAUGGGAUUUUUGUUGAAUUUUCUCUAGUGGGGACAUGGGGGAGAGACCCAAACCUACAGGGGAUAUUCCCUCUGGUGCACACUAGCCUCUUUUGCACACCUUUGACUCACUGGAUGUUCAGUCACUGGAGAGAUCAAGGUGUAUCCUUAACUAAACUGCAGGAAACACCAUUGAUUUAGCUCUGUCCUUAUAGAAUUUCGCAAAGAUGCGGGUAUAUGCGUUAGGCUAAUUCUCUUCCACACUUUCCAGCAGACCCUCUUCUAUAGAAAUACUUCAACAUAGGACUACUGUAAUUUUAAUAAAACAUUCACUUUUUUUUAAACCAAAUGCAAGAUUUCACAGUAGAGCCUGAAAGAGUUCUAAGCAGAAUGAACUGAUGACAACAGACAAGGUCCACAAGACAGGAACUGAAAAUGAACACAGCUUUGUGCAAUCGAUAAAUGUGUCUAAAACUAAUUCCACACCUCGUCAUAGGCUAGAACAGAAGUUAUUAACCUGUGACUCCCACAUCCCAGGAUCCUCUUCAGUGUUUCAGGAAAAAAAAAUACUGUAGUGUACAAACCUAAUUUACAUUCACCAGUUUAAUAACCUAAAGAGCUAGACACUUUUCUUAGUGGAAGCAUAGCUCCUUACCAAAAACUUUUCCCCCAUGAAAAGCAAGUUUGACAAACUACCCUGCAGGCAUGGUGGUUUGAGUUUUGCACUGGUAUGCCUUAAUCUUUAGUAAAGAGAGGCUGAUGCACAUUGAGUAGUAUAAUUAGGUAGUACAUGUUCACAGACCAGGAAGAUACACUAUAUAUCUGCACAUAUUCAGAUUCUUAAUUUUAUGUUGAAGUGAUGAAUUAUGCAUUUAUUUACUACUUUUUUAAUCAUGACUUAUUUUGCACUGCAUUUAGAUGGCACCUGGAAUUUUAAAACCGUUUAUUCAUUUAACAAAACUACAUUAGAUAUGCUGGAUGAACACACAAAAGUUUAUCAAAACAUUUUGCAUUUUAAAAUUGAUUUAUUAAUACUUUUAGUUCUCUACACUCACAGAAGACGUUAUUGCUGACAAAAGCUGGUUUAACACCUAAAACUGGUUCCACAUGAUUAGCUAGUGAAUUCCAGUAGUUGAGCGGUUUGACUUUAAAACUUUGGCUGCAAACAUGUACUGCAGUGGUAUUCAGUUAUAUGGGGGGUGGGGCUGGAUAAGGCAAUGUCCAAAUCUUGGUGCACCGCAGGGCUCUUCAGGUGUUUGCUCUCUUGAGCAAGUAUGUUAAUUCUUCACUUAACUGGCAGGGAUUGGCAUCCUAUGGCAUAUGUGUGACUUUCUGUACUUCGUGUGAACACCCCAUGUUCAUCCUCAUAAUAUGAUUGUCUGGUAUCUAAUGCAAAGUUUGUCAUGUUGGGUGUCUUUGGAAGGCUCAUGAUGUACUGAGCAUUGUUGUUAUGGUAAUGUUAUAGUAAUCGUUGUUAUAGUAAUGUUAUAGGUUAUAAUUUCAUGUAUAUAGUUAUGAGGCUGAAAAUGUGUCCUGAUGGCUUAAAGCAAGCCCAGGCAAAAACUCUCCAAGAGCAGAGAGGCAAUUCACACCGCAUCAGGGCAUGUAUGGAACAAACCCAACCCAGCCUCACAGGAACAAAGGACACUGACCUAGGCAACAACAAAGGAUCUGUUGGACUCUCAAGUGAGUCACCCCCCUUCCUUUGGUCAGUUUGGGACUGCAAUGAGGUAAUGCUCACCUGACUAUGAAUGGCUGGGGCAAAGCCAAGAGGGAAGAAAGAACAUGAUAAAAGGGAGAGACGUUUGCCAUGCUCUUCCUCUCUCUUCUACCUCCAUCUACAGACAUCUCCACCAAGCAACUGAAGCGCUGAUCAAAGGGGAGAGCCUGGCUGAAGAGCAGCCAGCCAGCCUGUUGUUAGAAGCAUCUAAGUUUGUACGGGCACCAAAAGUGUUAAGAUCAGCUUAGAAUGCGUUUUGCUUUUAUUUCAUUUGACUAAAUCUGACUUAUGCUUUGACUUAUCACUUAAAAUCUGUCUUCGUAGUUAAUAAAUCUGUUUAUUCUACCUGAA